AUGGCCAAAUCCUUCCCAGUACUCUGCUCACUUCUGUUCUUUAUCGUGAUACAUUUGACGUUACCUUCGGUUUCAGGCCCUCCACACUGGCGGCCACCACAUGGAAAUAUUAAGUUUUCCCUACAAAAUCAGGGAGUUACUCUAAAUGAUCUCAUGUUUUACAACUUCAAGAUAAGAGUUAGCUUGGAGAUAUUUUUAGUAGAAAGUAGAUUGAGUUGGUUCAAUGGAACAGUGAACCCCUGCCCUGGUAUAUAUCAACCCAUCUGUGGCAACAAUUUGAUAACCUAUGAAAAUCCCUGCAUCUUGUGUGUUGAGAGCAUGAAAUCUCAGGGAAAAAUUAGAUUUCUGCAUGAUGGAAAAUGCUGAGUGGACUCAGACAUGAAAGAAGUACCUUUUUUUAUCUUU
Delphinapterus leucas (beluga whale) is the source of this 405-nucleotide messenger RNA. The record is from RefSeq and is a predicted model, not a curated record. NCBI's taxonomy places the organism in Eukaryota, Metazoa, Chordata, Mammalia, Artiodactyla, Monodontidae.